AUGCAUCAUAUCACCAGGCUCCUACAGCCGCUUUGGCCCGGCCACCAGACAGCCGAACAAUCGCACCCUCAAGCUUCAUUUGGUAUGUUGCCUUGCGAAUUGGUUCUGGGGAUUACAGACCACUUAGAUGUUAAAUCUCUCAGCAGCUUGUCCCGCACCUGCAAAGGACUAAACUCGCUACUCGAUUCGGAACUUACAAAGCGAGCUUCUCAAUAUGCACUCGCCCCUAGAAGCCACUACGCGACAAGCUUCGUAUAUGACGACGAUCAACAACACGGGGUAGACUUUCCCUCUUUCAAAGUCCAUUGGGGCUCAACGUUCGGUCGGAGUACGGCAUAUUCUCGCAGGUCUAUCCCUCCUGUCUUUACCCCAACAGAUCUCGAACCCUUUGGCCAGGCUAUUUAUCGGGGUAACUUUGCUGCUGUGCGAAAUCUUCUCGAGCGGGGUGUGAAUCCCAACUCGUAUCUCGUGAAUGGUGCAAGAAUGCUCAGUGUAGCUGUGGAGUGGGGGAACAUCGAGAUCGUCAAGAUGCUCCUGAAAUUUGGCGCUCAUCCCUGUUGGAAAGACCCCGGACUACGUACGUCACCUCUAGACCGAGCUGCUCGCAGAGGGGAAGUAGGCGUGUUGCAUACCAUGUUAUUGACUGACUGCGAGGUAGGUUCAUGUUUCACCCUCCAUGAUAUCGUUUUCUAUCGAAAGGAAGUUGUCGAGCGUCUCGUUCCGCUAAUGGAUAAAAGCAGAUUCAACCUCACGAAUGUCGGAGGGCAAACCGCCCUACAGGUGGCUAUGAAAGAAGGAUAUAUUGACACAGCAAUGUAUCUGAUCAGAACUCCAGAGAUUGACCUUGAUUUUCAGGAUCUGCAGGGGUGGACUGCCCUACAUUUUGCACUCCAUCGUCAUACCUUGGUCCAGGCUCUUCUUGAAGCUGGGGCUGCGAUCAAUAUUACCUUGCCACGCGGUGGCCAAAACGCAUUGCAUAUUGCGCUGAAAACCGUGGCUGCAUCUGAAUUGCCACCUAUACUUCGUGAACUUCUUCGACGUGGUGCUGAUGUCAAUAGGAACUCCUCUUAUGGGACUCCCAUGCAUUGUGCUGUCCGAACUAGGGCUAGAUCUCUUGUGAAAAUCCUUCUCUAUGAGAGCCCAACUCCGCCAGACUUGACAAUCAGAGAUAGCUAUGGACAGACACCUAUUGACUCGGCAUUUCACAUUGGGUAUCACGAAAUCGGUCGUAUGCUCACGGAGUAUCAAGAGGACCUGUUACGGUAA
Messenger RNA from Penicillium cataractarum, 1266 nucleotides. RefSeq lists its product as uncharacterized. The transcript has a single exon. Lineage: Eukaryota; Fungi; Ascomycota; Eurotiomycetes; Eurotiales; Aspergillaceae. Gene Ontology annotation, molecular function: protein binding. Bases 1 to 1266 code for a protein of 421 amino acids. The record is from RefSeq and is a predicted model, not a curated record.